CCUUCUCCAUUUUCAAAAUAGGCAUGUGAGACACUCCCGUUAGUUUGGAUGGAAAAUGUUACUGUAGCAUUUUAGUCCAAAAUCAUAUGGGAGGCAUGUGGCUAUUUUUAAAAGACAAGGGGGCAAGUGCUAUUGGGUCAUACCACAAGCGGAGUGAUCCUAUGGCGGUUGUUUACACAAAAGGAAGAGAUGGUGCGCUUCAAGAGCUUGGCCGUACCGAAGUAGUGUUAAAUUCAUUGAAUCCCAAGUGGAUCAGAAAGCAUACCGUUACAUAUUAUUUUGAGGUGGUGCAGACUUUGGUGUUUCGUGUGUAUGAUGUUGACACUCAGUUUGACAAUGUAGAUGUAAAGGUAUAAUUAUGAUGGUAUCUUCUCAAAAUUUUUACAUGGAGAUUUGAACAUUUAAUUUAUUUCUAGCUUGACUUGAGUGUAUAUAAUUCUAUAAACA
This is a messenger RNA of Camellia sinensis, 447 nucleotides long. The record is from RefSeq and is a predicted model, not a curated record. NCBI's taxonomy places the organism in Eukaryota, Viridiplantae, Streptophyta, Magnoliopsida, Ericales, Theaceae.